This is a messenger RNA of Tigriopus californicus, 317 nucleotides long. RefSeq lists its product as uncharacterized. Lineage: Eukaryota; Metazoa; Arthropoda; Copepoda; Harpacticoida; Harpacticidae. The record is from RefSeq and is a predicted model, not a curated record.
AUAAAAAGGUAUUAGAUUGCUGUCAUUUCCCAUCAGUCUACAACUAACCUUAUAGAACAGUACAUCAUCCAUCCCCAAUCAUGAAGUCGAGUUGUCCCACCAUCUUUUGGACCAUGUUAAUCCUGGUCAUCCUAAUCUUGGGCGAUCGAGUCCAUCCAAUUGAGGCCAGAAGAUUUAGAGGCUCCAGAGGCAGACGGACCCUGUUUCUGCCCAUCACUUCUCCAACUACAGAGGAUACUUGUGCAACAGAUUAUGGGGAUCGAGACAAUAACGGACUUGUUGAGCUGAACCGACGCUUCACGCAAGACUUCCUCGAG